UCUGUCUUUUAAAGCUUCUUUUUAUUUUUUCAUGUUCCUACAUUAAUAAACUUUGUCACAUUUGACCAGUCUUAUUCACAACAGUCGAAUAAAAAAACUGCAUUUUUCUGAUUCUUGCACCUUCAUGGAAAGCUUUGUAAAGUCAUGUAAACACACCACGCAUGUGAAGAGUGCACAUGCGCGCUCUCGUGUCAGACUGACGCACACUCCUAGCAUUAAUGAGCAAACAGGAGUGCACGUCCCGGAGCGGCGCGCAGAAGGCAUCAGUGCGUAACUGCGCCCCGGCUGCUCGGACAGGAGAGAGAAGCGACUCCGUUAAAGUCAAUGAGCAGCGAACAGGUCUACGUGCAGUUCUCCCAUCGGACUAGCAUGCCUUUCCCGUCUCGGGAGGACGUCACGGGGGURACCAGGGAGGCCGAGGAGGUCGGACGCCUGGUGUGCGCUCUGGAGACGGAGAGGUCGAGCCGCAGCCUGCGCGGCGACUCCAAAGGGGAUUACGACGCGCUCGGUCGAAACUGCGGGGUCYCCGCCGAGGUGUCCGUGCCGCUGACUCUGUCCGGGAAGCGGCACGUGGAGGGGGGCAACCUCUACAGACUUCGAGACAGAAAGCUUUUGAUAGAGGACAAAAAGCGGCUGUGCACGCUGGCUCUGAGCACCGCUCUGCUCGGGAUCCUGCUGAUGAUCAUCCACGCCGAAAUCUGCUCCUACGUCAUCGACCCGGGCUCAAAAGUCUCCUUGAUUAUCAACUGUUCCACAAGCCUGUCCACCGUGUGUCUCCUGAUCCUCAUCGUAGCAUUCCAUUACAAGGACAUCAGGUUGUUCAUCAUUGAUCACAACCAGGUGGACUGGCGCAUUGCUAUGACAAGCCACAGGAUUCUGGUGAUCAUUCUGGAGCUGUCAGUCUGCAUCAUACACCCAGUGGGGUCAUACUGGGACGUAGGCCUUCAUGUCAACUCGUCCUCCGCUGCUCCCGUCUGUGUUUCGAGUCAUCACGACACCAAGGCCCUGUUGGACAUGGACAUGCUGUUGUCAGUGCUGAUGUUCCUCCGCCUGUACUUGGUCCACAGAGCCGUUUUGCUGCACAGCAAAGUGCUGCUGAGCGCCUCCUACAGGAGCAUCGGCUCGCUUAACAACAUCAACUUCACCUUUCGCUUCGUUCUGAAGGUGCUGAUGAACAAACACCCGGCACGCACGCUCCUGGUCUUCAUCCUCCUCUUCUGGCUUACUGUGUCCUGGAUGCUGACGCUGUGUGAGAGGCGAAGCCAAGCACUGACGGGCCACAUGGACACGGCCCUGUGGCUCACAGCCAUCACCUUCCUCACGGUGGGCUAUGGGGACGUGGCACCCAACACUAGCUGUGGCAGAGCCGUGUGUCUCUUCACCGGUGUCAUGAUCCGCCACGCUGCUGCUAACGUUCUGCGAGAGUGCUGGCUCCUGCAUCGUGCGAACCUGAGGAAAGGCAACCACGGCGAGCACCGGAGGCACCAGCGAUGCCUUCUGGAAGCCAUCAGAGUAUUUAGACAUUUACGCCUCAAACAAAGAAAACUGAGAGAUUACGUCAGUGAGAUGGUGGACCUCCCAAAGAUGCAAAUGAUCAUGUGCGACCUCAGCGCCAACUGGAACAACUCGUACAGAGAGCUGGAGCAGCGAAUCCACUCCAUGGAGCAGAAGCUGGAUGAGCUGAAUCGCUGCUUCCAGCAAACCUCUCAGCUGCUGUCAGAGGUCCUGCGUCGCAGGAACCCAGAGAUCAGGUGACAUGGCUUUGAUUCCACGAUAAGAAACAUCUGUCCCCCACACAGAGCGGCAGCAGACAUUUAAACCACUCGGGAGCACCAGCACGUCUGGCCACAGCUCAGCGUGAACUGCACGAGUCACUGCUGUAAAAUCAAAUACGACCGAUGUAAACUGUGGAGGGAAMGAGAGAAAUAAAUCUGUUUAGAUUUAUUUGUGAUGGUGCACAAAUAACUGAAUUCAUCUCAAACAAGGAGAAGUGGAGAUUCUUAUAAACAAUGUAAAAAAUAUUUAUCUUGAAUUCUAAUAAUGCCCAAUUCCUGUGGAAUAUGUUGUACAUUUAAUUGAUUUAUUUUCUUUGAAGUUUUAAAAACACAUUUUAUGUCUCAGUAUUAGACUGUUUAAUGGUUACUCAGUUGAUUAUUGCUUGCAAACUUCUACAAUUUACCACAAUUUCUAUGUAUUUUUUCAUUCCAGGAAGCAAUUUGGCGAGAAAAAAAAAGACAGAUUUUACAUUAUUGCAYGUGUUAAAUAAAGAAAUGUUUAUUUUUUUAAACAAAUGGUUCAAAACUAAAAAAAAAAAAACUUUACAUAUUGGGUUGUAGUUGUCAAAUUGUAUGUAGACGUUUCCACCUGUUGAGCCUCAGAUAAAUGUAUGACUCAGCUGCGCCAUCUAGUGGACAAAACAUACACUGUUUAAAAAUAACUGCAGACCCAUUUAAAGAAAAUUAACUAUUUUGCUUCCAACAAGAACUACCUAUAUGUCUUAAAGAACAAAAUUUGACAAAAAAAAA
This is a messenger RNA of Austrofundulus limnaeus, 2525 nucleotides long. It is a transcript of the gene kcnn4, whose product is annotated as potassium intermediate/small conductance calcium-activated channel, subfamily N, member 4. Gene Ontology annotation, molecular function: calmodulin binding; small conductance calcium-activated potassium channel activity. The record is from RefSeq and is a predicted model, not a curated record. NCBI's taxonomy places the organism in Eukaryota, Metazoa, Chordata, Actinopteri, Cyprinodontiformes, Rivulidae. Gene Ontology annotation, biological process: potassium ion transport. Gene Ontology annotation, cellular component: membrane.